AAACUUACCCGGCCUGAUAAACUCGUGGUGUUUUGUAGUUGCAUGUUUUUCUUGUCUACUUGUAAACAAAACAAAAGUCUCUAAUGUUAAUUUAGGCUUUUAUGCAGAAAAUAAAUAAUUUUGAAUGCACAAAAUAACUUUUUUUGUCGAUGGAUAAAAUUGAAUAGCUGGCAAAAGCAGACAAAAACAAUAAAAGACUAUACGGAUCUUAUUUUGAAAUCUACUUUAUUUUCAAUCAUUUCUAAAUGUAUUGUUUAAAGAAGAGAAAAUGAAUAAAGUUAAUAAUGGAUUUAUUGCUGUACAUGUGGGUGCAGGACAGCAUUCAGAUAGACUUAAAGAUAAAUAUAUUAAUUUGUGCAAAGAAGCUUGUAGAAAGGGAAUAGAAAAAUUACAUGAAGGUGGUGGGCCCUUGGAAGCAGUAGUUGAUGCGACUGUUAUUUUAGAAAACUCUGAAUUGACUAAUGCUGGUUAUGGAUCAAAUUUAACUUUUGAUGGAAAAGUUGAAUGCGAUGCUAGUGUCAUGGACGGAUCUAAUCUACACUUUGGAGCUGUUGGAGCUGUUAGUGGAAUCAAGAAUCCAAUUGUUGUUGCAAAACAGCUUUGUGAACGUCAACGUCUUAAUAUUUCACAUGGGAGAAUUCCACCUAGCUUUUUAGUUGGGUCUGGAGCUAAAACGUGGGCUGAUGAAUUAGGAAUCGAAACAAUACCACCAAACGACUUAAUAUCAGUAAAAGCUGAGAAAGUUUACAAGCAUUACAAAAGAAAAGUGGAAAAUCAUAGUUCCGAAAUAGAAAGGAUUACCAAGAAAAGAUUGGAUACUGUAGGUGCUGUUUGUGUAGACGAAUCGGGUAAUAUCGCAUCAGCUUGUUCAAGUGGAGGAAUAAUUCUAAAACAUUCCGGAAGAGUAGGUCAGGCUGGGGUAUGGGGUUGUGGUGCGUGGGCUGAGAAAGGCAAAAAUUCUGUUGGAGUUAGUACAUCUGGUUGUGGAGAACAUCUAAUAAAAACAACAUUAGCCCGCACUAUUGCAGAUGCAAUUUCAAAUACUGAGUGCCCUAUAACAAGUUUUCAUGCAUCUAUGAAAAAUGAUUUUCUAGAUUCUAAAUUCUUAUCAGCCUUGGAACAAAAAAUGGGUGGUGCAAUUGCUAUAAGAUACAUGUCGGAAGAAAAAAUAGGAGAUUUACUUUGGAGUCACUCUACUAAUACUAUGAUUAUAGGCUACAUGAACUCAACAGAGAAAACAGCAGUAAGUCAUAUGUCAACAUUGCCAGAAGCAGUUGUUGGUGAAAAAGCAGUAGUUGAAGGAAUAUGUUUUAGACUGUCUCCUGGUCAAGAAAUUUCAAAAUCCUCCUAGAGAAAUCAUCAACUGAAAGAUCUCCCUGAUCGGUUUUAUAUUACUUUCGAAUUACUCGUGUAAAUAUUGAAAAACGUCGGUAAACUUUUAUCCGAUAUUUUUACGAUGAGAACAAAUAUAAUGAAACAAUUAAUUAAUAAAAUCAAAUUUCAGACUGA
Leptopilina heterotoma is the source of this 1509-nucleotide messenger RNA. RefSeq names its product threonine aspartase 1 (gene Tasp1). Gene Ontology annotation, molecular function: threonine-type endopeptidase activity. The record is from RefSeq and is a predicted model, not a curated record. The transcript is spliced from 10 exons. The coding region runs from base 269 to 1351 and encodes 360 amino acids. Lineage: Eukaryota; Metazoa; Arthropoda; Insecta; Hymenoptera; Figitidae. Gene Ontology annotation, biological process: protein maturation.